AGAAGCUCGAGUGUCUCUCUCGUCAGCAGCACCUGUCUGUCUGCGCAGCAUCCUCACGACUGACCUCGCCAGAGACAUGCAGAGCACAGUAUCAUUAGGAGAAUUGGUUUGAAGUGGUGCAUCACGAGCAGAGCGCAUCCACCACUGGAGGGAUCAAAUCUGUGCCAUCUGACGCUCAAGGAUUUAUGGGUUUAGUCCAAAUUGCUUUUCCCAGUGUGGAGAUUAAGCUGUGUGAUGUUAACAGGACAGACGUCCGUGUUCGUUCGGGCUGCAGAGCACCGAGGAUGUGAACACUGAACAGGGAUAUGAGCACCAUGCAGCUGGAGACUGUGUUUGUGUUCAUCUGCGUCUGUGUGCUGGGCGCCGCCGGAAGAUUGGCCCACAGAAGAGGUCCCAGACAGGAGCCCUACAAGCAAAGCAGAUUACGGAGAGAAACGACACGAGUGGAUGGAGGAGCCCACAAGUCUGGCAGCCCAAUCUUCAGAAGAAGUCCAGACAUGACAAAGUCUCCUAUGACCAAAUCUGAGCAGCUGUUGAGGAUAGAUGACCAUGACUUUACAAUGAGACCAGCGUUUGGAGGACCUCCGAUCCCAGUAGGUGUGGAUGUUCAGGUUGAGAGUCUCGACACCAUCUCUGAGGCUGACAUGGAUUUCACCAUGACACUGUAUUUGAGGCAUUACUGGAAAGACGAGCGCUUGUCCUUCCAGAGCAGCAAUAAUCAAAGCAUGACGUUCGACAGCCGGCUGGUGAAGAAGAUCUGGGUGCCCGACAUGUUCUUUGUUCAUUCCAAAAGAUCUUUCAUCCACGACACGACAACAGACAACUUGAUGCUACGCGUGUAUCCCGACGGAAACGUGCUCUACAGUCUGAGAUGCGUACACUGACGACGAUCUUAUGCUUUACUGGAAGAAGGGCAACGAGUCGCUGAACACGGAUGACAAGAUUUCUCUGUCCCAGUUUCUCAUCCAGAAGUUCCACACCACAACUAAGCUUGCGUUCUACAGCAG
This is a messenger RNA of Sinocyclocheilus grahami, 1007 nucleotides long. Its product is annotated as gamma-aminobutyric acid receptor subunit rho-1-like. The transcript has 6 exons. Gene Ontology annotation, biological process: monoatomic ion transmembrane transport. Bases 306 to 884 code for a protein of 192 amino acids. The record is from RefSeq and is a predicted model, not a curated record. Gene Ontology annotation, molecular function: transmembrane signaling receptor activity; extracellular ligand-gated monoatomic ion channel activity. Gene Ontology annotation, cellular component: membrane. NCBI's taxonomy places the organism in Eukaryota, Metazoa, Chordata, Actinopteri, Cypriniformes, Cyprinidae.